Ochotona curzoniae (black-lipped pika) is the source of this 1822-nucleotide messenger RNA. RefSeq names its product T-cell receptor-associated transmembrane adapter 1. The record is from RefSeq and is a predicted model, not a curated record. Gene Ontology annotation, cellular component: T cell receptor complex. Bases 399 to 851 code for a protein of 150 amino acids. The transcript is spliced from 4 exons. Lineage: Eukaryota; Metazoa; Chordata; Mammalia; Lagomorpha; Ochotonidae. Gene Ontology annotation, biological process: positive regulation of T cell receptor signaling pathway; negative regulation of receptor recycling.
UAGUAUUCUGAGUAAGUAAAGAGGCAAUACAACUGUAAAGAUAAGAGCACAGUCAGUUUAAUCCUCUUAUUGGUUCUGCUAUUUGCUAGGAUUGUGAUCUUGGACAAAUUUCAUAGCUUCUCUGUGUCUCAGAGUCCACAUUAUAAAGUGGUGGUUAUCUGCUGCUUACCUGAUGGGACUUCUGUAAGAAUUACAUGAGCCGAUACAUGAAAUGCAGAAGCAGCAUGUGCAAUGCAGUGAGGGCUAACUACGGGCUAGCAAGCACACAUCCAGAUGUGUAUGCAUAUACACACUCACUCAUUCAAAAAGGAACACAAAACUACCCUGUUCGAAUGAAGUAGAACAAAAAAUAUUCAACAGUUUGCUCAAUGUUGAAUUUAGACAAUAAGUCAUGAAGCAUGUAUAAUCUGUACUUUAAUAAUAUCAAUUAUUUUUCUUACCGUAGGGUUGAUGAGGACUAUAUUGAAGACACACCAAUUUAUGGUAACUUAGACAAUAUAAUCCCAGAACCAAUGGAUGAAAACUGUUAUGAACAGAUGAAAGCUCGGCCAGAGCAAUCCAUAAAUGCGAUGCAAGAUGUCACCGUGUCCACACAGGCGCCUGCUGAAACACAAAUGUUCUAUGCCUCACUCGAUCACAGCUUUAAGGGCAAGCGCAGAAAGCCCAGGAAACAGAACACCCCUCUGUUAGACACAGACGGGGAUGAGUCACAUGCGAUGGACACCAGAGUUUCUGAGGCUGCUUUGGUAAACAGUUUCUUACCUGAAAGCCAGGAAAUAGAGGAGAAUAUUCAUGAUGAUCCUGUCAGGCUGUUUGGGUUGAUCCGUGCUAAGAAAGAACCACUAAAGUAGGUAGAUAAUGAUCUAAUUUAGUGAUUGGGCUCUUCUGAGGGAUGAAUGAUUAGAAAACAAACUGGAAGACCAGACACAGACAGACAGUCUAAUUGCUUUUGUGGAUGGUGGCUUACCUCUUAUUCAGAGAUUUUGUUCGUGUAGAGCCGUGAAGAUUAGCGAUUUCAAUUCAUUAUCAAUAGUGAUUAGUGGUUUAAUUUUAAAAAAAUGUCUGCGUAGUAAGAGUAAAAUGCAAUCCAAUUGGCAAGUUGACCCUGAUAACAAAAUCACAAAAUCACUGACAGUAACUACUAGACAAAAGGGCAAAUAAUGUUCUGGAGAAUAAAGAAAAAUAAAAGCCAACACUUUUUUAAGACUACAUUUCCACUUUCUUAGCAAUGUGAAAUACCUCAUCAUUAAAAAAAAAAAUGUGAUUGGAAGGGGGAUAGAUGAUACCAAACACGUUACUGGUAAAAUGGAAUACUGUUCUUGGGAUAUUUUUCCUAAAUGAUAGCAGUUUCAUUAAGCUAAAAACUGUUAUAAAAUCAAUGAAUAUUCUUACAACAAAAUGUUUGAAGUUUCAAAGGAAAGAAUGAGAUGUACAGAAAGAGGGAAAGGGCGGUGAGAGAGGAGAAAGGGAAGUAGGACAGCAGGGUAGUAGGCAGGGAAAUAGUGAAGGGCAGUGAGAGUGAAGGGUGGGAAGGUGGGAAGAGGAAGGGAGUUGAAGAAGGAGAAUGGAGGGAGUAAGCCAGGGAAGGAGGGGGUGGGGGCAGGAAAUUGUGCUGGAAGGGACAAUCACAAUGAGAAACUUUCUUCAUAUCCUUCUGGAUGUUUCUGGCCUUGCUGAUGUACAUAUAGAUUGUUUUUGUAACCAAAAAGAGAAAGGAGAUGAUUGUUUUAUACACAUCAUAUAAACUUUCGUUAUUUAAAUUUUUUGUGAAUUUAUUUCCACUAUUGCAUCAGAAUACAUUUAAAUAAAUUUGGUGAUCAAU